Molecule: messenger RNA, 7402 nt
Organism: Lucilia cuprina (Australian sheep blowfly)
Lineage: Eukaryota; Metazoa; Arthropoda; Insecta; Diptera; Calliphoridae
Gene: Vps13D
Product: vacuolar protein sorting-associated protein 13D
Exons: 13
Coding region: 98-7402 (2434 amino acids)
Biological process (GO): mitochondrion organization; protein retention in Golgi apparatus; protein targeting to vacuole
Cellular component (GO): extrinsic component of membrane
Molecular function (GO): protein binding
Source: RefSeq, a predicted model, not a curated record
GAAAUAAGUAUUAAUAUGUCCGUUCAUGGGUUCUUGUUAGUAGAUGCCAUCCAGUCUUUUGGCCACGAUUUUGAGUUACUAAUUGCGAGUCAUCGACAUGUUGAGAAAAAACUAUGAUUGCGACACUGAAGGUGCUCUUAUAACCAUAGAAAUCAAUAUUAUAGAAUCAAUGGACAAUAUAGAAGCGAUCCAAAUUGCAAAUAUAACAUUCAAUAACUUGGACGUUAUUGCUAAUCAAGAGACGAUUGUAGAACUUCUUGGAUUUGGAAAACGAAUUAUUGAUAAUUAUAAACUAUACCAAAGCAGCCUUAAAACAAAUGCGAGUAAAGUUAAUGCUACUGCACGUAAAGAUCCCGUUGGGGUUGAACAAGUUAAAACUGAAAUCAAUUUUGAUUUUCAUCGUUUAAACAUUUUAGUAUUAAGAAGCUUAAGAGUUGAAAAUGGAAAUGUUGGUCGUAAAGUUGGAACACUUACGAUGAGCGAAGCCAAGAUUCAUGCAACGUUGGGAAAGGAUUUAUGCGUUGCAGGUGCAUUGGGAGGCAUACAAAUUAUUGAUAUAACGCCAGAAGGAUUUAACCAUCAACGUAUUUUUUCCGUUGGCAAGGAUCCUUUAACUGAUCCACCAAAUUUGUUUGAAAAUGGUGCGAUGUAUACACUUAGUAAUGAAAUUUAUGGGAUGGAUGAUGACGAAUUUCAGUAUACCAACGCCUUAAGUUUUAAAAUAACGCAAGAUAAAAAUUCUUCAGUUGUAAUAAAAGUACGAAUGGCAUCAGUUUGGUAUACUCAUUGUCCUAGAUUUAUCGAAGAAAUAUAUUUGUGCGUUAAAGAAUUUAAACAAUAUUUUAAAAAUUUUGUAAAAUCUUUACGAAAUAAAGCCACACAUAUGGCAAAAGGUCUUGUACAUCACAUGAGUUCAACUAGAUUAAAAAAAAAUAACAAUUCAUUUGGAAAUAUUUCGCUUGAUAUUAUACUUAGUACACCAGUAUUAGUUUUACCGCGAUCAUGUAGAAGUGCAGAGGUGUUGGUUGCUAACUUGGGCAAAAUAACUAUAUGUAACACACAGGAGAAUUCAGAGAGUUGUUCUGAAAGUAUAAGCAGAGAUACAUAUUUUAUAGAUAUAAGAAAUGUGAACCUAUGCUCGUUAAACAUUAACAAAAGAAGCGACAUUAGAUCCAAAGUGCCACCCAAAGCUAAUGAAAUCUAUUCUUGCCACAAAGACGCAAUGGCAAUAUUACAUGACACAGCUCUUUUAUUUCAAUGUAUAUAUGAAUCUAAAACAUCCGAACCAGACAGAUCGUGGGAUAAACAUCAAACGCUUUUAAUUGACGGAAGUGUUACUCAAAGCUUAAACAUAUGUUUAUCAAGAUCGCAAUAUGAACAAGUAAUUGAAACGAUGGGCUACGCAACUAAUAUUAUACUUUUAAAAGAAUCAAUUAUUAAAACAGAAAAAGAAAUUGAAGCAUCUGAAGAAGCAUGUGCAAAUGAGCACUCUAAAACGAACGAUUUUACAAAAAUUUGCCUGCAAUUUUCAGUGCCAAUCUUUAAACUAGAUUUAAAAAAUGAACAUAAUAUCUCUCUUAUACAUAUAACGUUACAAGAAUUUAUAUUUCAUAAAAAUGAUACCGCACAUCAAAAAGAAGUUCAAGUGUUACUACGAUCUGUUAUUAUGGAAGACUUAAAAUGCACAACAAAAUCCAAGUAUAGAUAUAUGGUAAAUUCGUCAAAAGAUAAUGAUAAUAAUCAUUUAUCUAGAAACAAAAUCUCUUAUUCGUGUCCAGACUUAUCAAAUUUUAAAGAUUUCGAGAUUCUCAAUAAAUGUAUGUCGAUGCCCACAAACUUAAAUGAAAGAAGGAGAGAAAAUAUUAAAACAAAAAAUUUUAAUAUAAAAUGUUUUAAAAAAAUAGAUCUAGAAAUCAAUCAGAAGAUUAAAACGGAAAACUUGGUAAUAUAUAAAUCUAUUACAACGAAGAAUAUUGAUACAAAAAAAGAAGAAGAAAUCAAAAGUUUCAUUGAUUUUAACUGUCUAAAUUUAAUCAUAUCUAUUGAGAAAUGGUUUAUGGUGUUUGAUUUUUUUGGACUUAUUACUAAUCAAGUAGACAAUUCAGAUGAUCCAGGAAAUCAAAAAUCUUCUAACAAUCAAACCGUUGUCAAUAGAGAAUUGCAAAUAUCAGUUCAUUCUCUGAAUCUCAUUUUGGUGAGAAAUGAGUCUGAAUUAUCCAGAGCCAAUAUUUCAUCAGCGAUCUUGCAUAUUAAUAAGGAAGAUGUGAUUAAAUCUAUAGAAGGACGAUUGGGAUCUAUUUCAUUAUAUGACUUAACACCAUAUGGCUAUUUAUAUCAAGAAAAAUUUUCCACAUCUGGAACCGAGGCAUUAAGUUUCACAUAUAACAGGAAACCAAAUUGCCCAACAAGAACCUUAGAUGAAGAUGCAACCCUGGUAAUUUUAAUGUCAUCUGUCAAAUACAUACACACCAAGAGAUUUAUCGUGGAAAUUCACUUGUUCGUGAAAGAGCUAUUACAGCUACAGUCGCCUGUAAUGAAUCGGAUUAAAAUUAAAAAAACAGAAUCAAGGAAAAAUCUAAACAGUGCUGUAAAAAUUGGAUUGGAAAUACACGCAGAAUCUCCAAUCAUUCUGUUACCGGUUUCUUACAAUAGUAACCAACUGUUGAUUGCCGAUCUUGGCAAAUUUACUUUAGUAAAUAGUUUUCAUUACGCAAAAGAUUUGACGUCUUUGAAUGAAAAGCGAAUGGAACUUAUUGAUUAUAAUGAAAUUGUCGAUUUAAUGAAUAUUGAACUGGUAAAUAUAAAUGUUCUUACUGGUGAGCGUGAAAACAAUAAUCAAAGGAGUCGUAUAGUUGAAAGUAAUUCAAAUAUACUUCAUGUUGGUAAUUUCAGUAUUGUGAAGCUUGGAAAUACAAUAUUUAAAGAAAAGUGUCAUUUAAAGUUACAAGUCAUAAGAAAUACUGAAUCAGAUAUAAGUCAUAAUAUUCCGGAUAUAACAGUAAAAGGGAGACUUUCGGAGCUUCACGGGCUAAUUAAUUUGCAACAAUACAAACUUAUUCGAGGCUUUCUUAACUACAACUUAGGGGAGACUAUAGAUGAUGUAUACUACAACUUUCAAGCUAAUCUAAGUGAAUCUAUUGAAAAACUUUGCUCUAUGACAAAAGUAAAUGUAUUCCAUCAAAAUAAUCUAUCCAGUUGGACUACUUUAUCAAUGAAUUUUCUGUUAGAAAAUGUAAUUAUAUCUUUAGCUGAAUCAAUUGAUCUCAGUAAUUACUAUUCAAACUAUACAUUGGCCUGUAUUAAGUUUAUAAAGUCAACAUUGGAAAUUGACUCUUUUAGUGAUGGCUCACAGGAUAUUGAUUUAAUUUCAAGCGAAAUUCUAAUUAUGGAUGCUAGAAAACAUUUUUCGGGUUACAGUUCAAAGAAUAUAUUCAAGUAUGUUUUAAAACCAUCUGUUGAAGGUUCCUCUAAAAAUGUAGUUCAAGCUGAAAUCCAUAGCCGGAAACGAAACGACACAUCUAAAUAUACAAUACUUUUAAAUAAUAUGAGAAUAAUGGCCAUCCUAGAUUACUUGGAAAAAUUAAGUAACUUUUUGAAGGAAGAACCGCACAUGGCUCCAGAAACAAGUUUAAAGCAUAAAAAAACUACAAACAUAUCAACACCACAAGAAUCAGUAAAGACAUCGGCUCCAUGUUUGGAGGAGAACUCCAAAUACGAAUUUGUGCUGAAUAUUACUAAUUCAGAAAUAGUAUUCGUUGAAAAUAAUGACCAGCUUGAUACAAAUGCUAUAAUAUUAAAAAGCACAACAGUUUAUUCAUACAAACCAAAUAGUAUUGUUCCUAUUUCAAUAGACAUAAACCACUUGGAAAUAUUCUCUUGUAUUUUAGGAUCGGAAAACGAAAGUUCCCAAUCAAUUAUUGACCCUUUUACGGUUAAUAUGGAGGUGCGUAACAAUUGUUUUCAAGUUCAGAUUCAAAAUAAGAUUUUUUUGCGUAUUUCCUACAAUGAUGCUAUGUUGUUUUCUCGAAUUAUGCAAUCUAUACCAAAACAAACAAACAAACAUGUAUUAAAGAAUUCGAAUCAACGUAAUGACUAUAAUAAAAUUGCACCCUUAGUUGCAAUGGGCUUUAAACAUUCCGAAUGUUGGCAUGCAAUGGAGAUCAAUGCUUUUAAUAUUAAUGAAGCAGCUAUUUGGUUAUCACAACAUAAAUGUAAGAACUCAAACACCACACUCGAAGUGAAUUGCAUUAUGUUGAAUGUUAGUUCCAUGUCAGUGUGCAUAAUUGACGAUUGCUUGGACGCUGAUGUGCCUCUUUUAGAAAUUUCUCUCUCAAAUCUUAUUAUAAGUCAAAAAAUUCAGACAAAAGAUGAUGAAAAUAUUAAAUUAUAUGAAGGAGAAAUUGAUGCUGUGAUUUCUAGUGAUUACUACAAUCGUCGACUAAGCGGCUGGGAGCCAAUAAUUGAACCUUGGCAGUGUACAGGUCGUUGGAAGUUCUCAAGGAAUAUUGUAGAUAAAACAAGACGAUUGUUUAUACAAGGAAAUAGCAAACAAGUGCUAAAAUGUAAUAUUACAUCUACACUUUUGGAAUUAUGUGAUUUAGUUCAUAAAAAUUGGACAGAAGAUUAUUUUAAACGGUCUGUUUCUAAAACCGAUGAUAUCGAAUGUACAAACGUUAAUAUCCGGAGAAGACUUCCAUUUGUUCCAUUUGCACUAAAAAACUUGACUGGAGAACCACUUAUAUUUAAAAUAUUUUUUUCGCAUGCUGGUGGCAUAACACGUACAGAAGUAACACAACAAGAUCUUAUGUGCAACUGGAUAUCUGCACAACAUAAUGAAGUAGUUCCCUUUGAUUUUGGUCCCCAAAGUAAAUUAAGACAUUUAGAUUCUCAUAAACUUAACAUGCAUCAGAUACUAGUUCAAAUCCAUGGCUGGACAUUAAUUGGUCCCAUUUCAAUUGAUAAAGUUGGAACAUUUUUCCGAUAUGCCAAUCUAGAUAUGCAAUAUAACAAAAAGGCCCGUAUUGUGUUUGAAAUCUCACUUGUUGGAUCGGCACAAAAACUAAUUGUAGUUCGUUCGGCUUUAAAUGCAGUAAACAAUACAAUGAAAACAUUUAUUUUACGCAUGAAGCUGAAAAAUGAAAAAGAAUCUAUGCUAAUGACAUUAAACCCAUUAGAAAAGAUAACAAUACCUUUGCGUUUUGUUGAUUCCUCUAUUUAUUUAAAACCGCUCUCUAGCGUAGAAUCCAAUGACAACCACGCUGAUAUCCAUGGAGAAAGUACUGAUUCAUUGGAUAAUGAAUGGCAAGUAGAUGACAAUGGCUUCUGUACAAAAUCUAUUCAAUGGACUCAUUGUAAUUCAAAUGACAGUAUCCAGGAUAUACAUUCGUGUUACUCCCCAAACAAAAUACCAUUUCAUGUAUUAACUGAAAUAAGAAAAGAUAAAUAUCCAAUAAGAGACAAUUUAUCAAUGCCAGGUCACACUAUAACAAUUAUACCACCACUUAAGCUGAAAAACUUGCUGUGUUGUGAUUUAAUAUUCAAAAUUAUGGGCCAUACUCAGGGUAGAUUAAAUGCUUCUGAUGAGGUAGAAAUUUACUCCAUUGACAUUAAUGAAUCAUUUUGUCUCAGCAUUACUUUAGACAAUUAUAAACUAUCUGGACAAUUAAAAAUUCCUAUGGGACAUACUGGAAUAGUUGAACCAAAGUUAAAACUAAUUGAUGUUCUUAAUAGAGAGCUAUUUUUGCGAAUAUCAAUACAAUCAUUUCAAGGGAAAGGAAUGGAAAUAUUUAUUGGUGCUCCAAUUUGGAUUAUAAAUAAAACUGGACUGCCACUAAUUUUUAGGCAAGAGGGUACAAAUCUUAUAGCAUCUGGCCAAUUUGAUGAACACGAACAUGCCAGAGAAGUAUCACCUCUUAUGUUUUCAUUUUCUGAUCAGGAAGGGUCUCCAUUACUAGAAUUUCGUUUGGGAAAAAGUUUUGGAAAUAACAAUCAGUGGUGCAAAAGUUUUGGAAUCCACAAAGAAACUACUUUUCGCGAGCUAAAGGCGGAGCAGUCAAAAAUAAACUAUGUCAUUGGUGUAAAUGUGCAAAGAGGAACUGGGUUAUAUAGCUGUACAACAUUUAUUACCCUCACACCUCGCUUUCAACUGUAUAAUAGAAGUACACAUAGACUGGAAUUUGCUCAGAAGUGUGAUAUAAAAGAAAUGAAAAAAACUUCAUCUGAUAAGGUCAUAAUUGCCCUACCAGGAUGCAAUUUUCCUUUUCAUUGGCCAAAUUGUGAGCAGGAACCAUUGUUAUGUGUACGAGUAGCAGGUGAAGACUUUUCCCAUUGGUCCAGUGGUUUGCCGGUAAAUGAAGCUAAAAGCCUUUACAUAAAUGUUAGAAAUGAAUUAGGUGAAAUGAUAUUUUUACGACUGGAAGUUAUACUGCAUGGCGGAACAUAUCUUUUGCACUUUACGGAUGCUAGUACGUUACCACCACCAAUAAGGAUUGAUAAUUAUUCGGAAGUUCCAAUUUAUUUUUAUCAAAAAGGUAUCGAAUCACAAUGGAGAACUACUGCAAAGCCACAGUCAUCGUUGGCAUAUGUGUUAGAUGAUCCCAUAGGUCCACAAUCUUUGUUAUUAGAAGCUCCUGGGGGAAAUUUUAUUGAAUACUCUAUCAACAAAAGCGGUGCUACUAAAAGCAUUACAUACGCAAAUUUCAUAUAUAUAGCUUUUAAGGAAACUUUUCAAAUAGUUCCAUCUGAUUGUGAUAACAAAAAUGAAGGAAUUGAAGGCCAACAAUUGGUUCUAGGCGUUAAAGACAAGCGAGUAAUAAUAACAAAGAAGUGCACAGGUGACCGCUCUCAACUAUGGCUAAUGAAUUCUUAUGGCCAACUAGAACAUGAGGGUUCGUCUCCUCCGACAGAAUAUUCAAAAUCGACACAUCAAACCCCUCGCCUAGUUUUAGAUCUUGAAAAACCACCAAAUCCCACUGACUAUACAAAGCUCGUUGUACGACCGCAAAAUAACCAAAGAGUCACUACACAAACUUGGCGAUUCGAAAACGGUAGACUGAUGUGCCACGCAAAUAUGUGUGUACAGGCUGCAAAUGGUGUAUAUGGAUUGCAACCUGGUUUUGAUGCAGUUGUGGGAAGAAUGGAGACUAGCUCAAGAGCUUCUAAUUCAGAACAUGUUCCAUUUGAACAAAGCAUUGAAAUUCAAAAAUUACGGCCGGGUUCAGGUCAUCUCGAAGUAAUGAAUAAAAUGGAUGGACCAAUAAAAUCCAUUCAAAUUCACGAUGUAAAAUUUAAUUCUGAUGAAAUAAUACUAGCUCCAGAUCCAAUGUGGAAUCAUGCAUCUGUUUUUAAUAAAGGAUUAACUAAUAACAAAAAUCUUCCCAUUUUGGAUGAACUGAUGCGCUAA